GAAAAGAAAAGAACGACAAAACAUUUUAGCAUACAAUGCUAGCAUCUAGCGUUAGGUUUUUUAAUUAUAAAAAGUUAUAAAGACAGUGAAUUAACACCAAAUACUCGCCUCUUCAGCAGGGGGCAGUGUGUCUCCGAUGGCUGUUGUCUUCUGUUCUUCAGUGUGAGAGAAGAAGAAGACGUAUUGGACACAAACAUGGCGGCGGCUGCUGCCUGUUAGCACGGCGAUGUCUGACCGGAAGUUACUGUGAGAUUUACCCGUGCUCUCGUGACUCCGCGCGGCCGCCAUGACAACACUGAGCGCGGCCACGCGUUCGUGGUUCUCACUUCUGCGGCGAGCGCAUGCAUACAGCUGCUACAGGUUCCCACCCCUCCGCGCGCCUCACCUGCACGUGCAACUGCUGCCACCUGCCGGAAACACGAGGUCCAGAGCGUUCACGUGUUCUGUGCGAAGUUUAAAGAGCUCGGACGUGUUUUACGGCAGACGGUGGACAGGGGGCGCCACUGAGGAGGAUGAGGAGUUAAUGGAGGACAGUGAGGUGGAGGAGCUGUUCCAGCAGCAGGUCCCUUCAGGAACCACAGGGGGGCAGCACCGGGUCUUCAUCGUCCAGCCUGACGUGAAGUGGGGCCACAGGAAGCAGCACCUGACCACAGCCGAGCUGAUGCUAGCUGAGGCUGUGGGACUGGUCAACACUCUGGACAACUGGAAAGUCGUGGACAAGAUGGUCCUGUCCACCAAGACACCAGAGAAGAAGAAGAUAUUUGGAAAAGGAAAUUUCCUGGUUCUCACAGAGAAAAUCAGACAAACGUCAGGAAUCACGGCCGUGUUUGUCAACGUGGACCGUUUGUCUCCUCUGUCUGAGAGAGAGUUUGAGGACACGUGGGGAGUUAAAGUUUUUGACAGAUACUCAGUUGUGCUUCAAAUCUUCCGCUGCAACGCCAGAACCAAAGAGGCCAAGUUACAAAUCUCACUGGCUGAGAUUCCUCUGCUCAGAUCUCGUUUGAAAAAUGAAUUUGCACACAUGGAUCAACAGGGAGGAGGAGCCAGAUACAUCGGAGGUUCAGGUGAGACGCUGUUCGAGGUCCAGCAGCGUCUGCUGAAGGAGCGCGAGACCAAGAUUCGCUCUGCGCUGGAGAAACUGCGGAAGAAGAGGCUCCUGCUGCGCUCUCAGCGCAAACGCAGUGAGUUCCCCAUUGUCUCUGUGCUAGGAUACACAAACUGUGGAAAAACCACUCUGAUCAAAGCACUGACCGGUGACAGCGUCCUCCAGCCCAGAAACCAGCUCUUCGCCACCCUCGAUGUCACUGUCCACGCCGGUCAGCUGCCCAGUCACAUGACCGUUCUGUACGCGGACACCAUCGGCUUCCUGUCACAGCUGCCUCACCAGCUCAUCGACUCCUUCUCUGCCACUCUGGAGGAUAUUAAACACUCUGAUCUGUUAAUCCACGUCAGAGACAUCAGUCAUCCAGAGACAGAGAAUCAGAAGGUGAAUGUACUGAAUGUUCUGAAGAACCUGGAAAUUCCCGACUCCCUGAUGAGCUCCAUGAUAGAAGUUCACAAUAAAACCGACCUGCUCAACAAUUACCAGAGUCCACAGGUGGACACUGUGUGUCUGUCCGUGUCGGCUCUGCUGCAGAGAGGUCUGGACGCGCUGAAGUCGGCGGUGGAAGAGAAGAUUGUGCAGUCGACAGGGAAACUGGUGUUAGAUGUGAGAGUGGAGCUGAGCUCAGAUCAGUUAAGCUGGUUGUACAGAGAAGCUACAGUUCAGGACGUUAAGGUGAAUGCAGAAGACGGCUCCGCCCUCGUGCAGGUCAUCAUCAGCACGGCUGCGUACGGACGCUACAGGAAACUGUUCACAUGACGAGAGACACUGAGGCUUCCACUGAAACAAUGACAUUAAUAAACUGAAAAAUAUACAUAAACAUGAGAUUCAUUCUCCACAGACAGCAUUUCAGUGAACACAGCGUCACCAUAGAAACACCAUCACUUUAGAAACUCAUAGGUGUAAGGCCACACCCACUGUGAAGAGUUAAAGUGAUGUGUUCAUGUAAGUGCUUUAAAAAAAAAAAAAAAACUACUGAAUAUACUGUACAGAGAAUUAAAAU
Solea solea (common sole) is the source of this 2105-nucleotide messenger RNA. It is a transcript of the gene gtpbp6, whose product is annotated as GTP binding protein 6 (putative). The transcript is spliced from 10 exons. Gene Ontology annotation, molecular function: ribosome binding; GTP binding. Lineage: Eukaryota; Metazoa; Chordata; Actinopteri; Pleuronectiformes; Soleidae. Bases 287 to 1861 code for a protein of 524 amino acids. Gene Ontology annotation, cellular component: cytoplasm. The record is from RefSeq and is a predicted model, not a curated record.